AUGGCAAGCAGCCUACGGAUAUUAGUGCCCGUCAAGCGGGUGAUCGACUACGCGAUCAAGCCGCGCAUUAACAAAGCACAAACCGGCGUCGAGACCUCCGGUGUCAAACAUUCCUUGAACCCAUUCGAUGAACUUUCGAUCGAAGAAGCCGUACGGCUGCGUGAGCGCAAGGGCCCGCUAGCUGUUGAGAACAUUCUGGCCCUGUCUGCUGGUGGACCCAAGACACCUGAUGUCCUGCGCACUGCCAUGGCCAUGGGUGCUGAUCGGGCCUUCCAUAUCGACGUGCCCGAGGCCAACGGCACACCUGAGCCCUUGACCAUCGCGAAGCUGCUCAAGGCUGUGGUCGAGAAAGAGAACAUCAACCUUGUGCUUUUGGGCAAGCAGUCGAUUGACGGUGACCAGGGCCAGACUGGCCAGAUGCUGGCUGGUCUUUUGGGCUGGCCGCAGGCAACGCAGGCUAGCAAGAUCGAGAUCAAGGAUGAGGCUGGUACCGUUGAAGUGACACAUGAGGUCGAUGGGGGUAUUGAGACUCUACGUGCCAAGCUGCCUUUGAUUGUUACCACUGACCUACGAUUGAACGAGCCCCGCUAUGCCAGUCUGCCCAACAUUAUGAAGGCGAAGAAGAAGCCUUUGGAGAAGAAGACACUGGCAGACUUUGGUGUCGAGGAUACUCGUCGAUUGAAGACGGUGAAGGUGACUGAACCCCCGCCGCGCAAAGGUGGUGGCAAGGUCGACGACGUUGAUGGCCUGGUUGCUAAGCUCAAGGAGCUGGGUGCUCUCUAA
Molecule: messenger RNA, 783 nt
Organism: Penicillium taxi
Lineage: Eukaryota; Fungi; Ascomycota; Eurotiomycetes; Eurotiales; Aspergillaceae
Product: electron transfer flavoprotein subunit beta/FixA family protein
Exons: 3
Coding region: 1-783 (260 amino acids)
Cellular component (GO): cytosol
Molecular function (GO): electron transfer activity
Source: RefSeq, a predicted model, not a curated record